AUGACUACUCGUCGAGGUAUCCCAGGUGAGUUGGAUAUUGCUUCGUUGGAUAACUCCGCCGCGAACGUCAGUGUCGCGAGCGUUGAGGAAGUCGACUCCGCCCCUGCACCAGGUGCUGCAGGCGAGCGCGUUGAGCCGCCGUCCGUUCCCUCGGUAGGGAACGCUGACGCACGCCCCGUGGUUCACGGUGAGGCAAUGGUAACUAACGGGACCGAGGCUCAGUCUGUAUUGAGUGGUCAUCCCUUAUCAGGCACCGAGGGACCAGGCGCUCCUUCGUCGCCGCCGUCUUCGCGCACCUCGACCCCUUCCUUCACACUUCGGCGAGUAGACUGGUCUGAGGUUCGAGAAGAUGGAGAUAAUGUUGGAGGUGGUAUCCCCGCUUCGUGGUGUGAUAGAGUUAAUCUACAGCCUAAUAUGUUAAUUGAUAUUUUGUCUGGUAUCGAGGAUGCCAAUGAAAGAUUUGCCGUCCUGGACUACCACUUGAUGAAGACUAAGGAAUCCAAAAAGCAGUCUCCUGAGGACAAGGCAGUCCGGGAUGCUGACGACAGCUCACGAGCAAUGAUAAGUGAGGAAGUACCUUCUCCGCAUGCUAAGGCUGCUCGUUUUGCGCCUGUGACCGGGCCUGAUGAAGUGCUAGUCAUGCGCACCGUCGGGACAACUGAAGGACACAUCGAGAAUGUGCCGGCUGAUUCCCGAAAUCACUCCGCCAAGGAGGUUCGGUCGACGAUUAGUCCCUCGGACGUGGUUCGCGGGGCGAAGACGAUCACUACGAUAAAGUCGGAACCGCAUGUUGGUCGGGCUGGAUCGCAAGUUCCGUCGACCGGCUAUAUUCAGACUAUCCUAGGUGGUGAUCCCCCUGGGUCGGACCCGUCUGAUUCCUCAAGUGACUCGGGUAACGACUCUGAUGACGAGCGCAUUAGCGACACCUCAAGUGCUCGCUCGGACACCUCGCUCAAUACUCGUCAGCGUAAGAAGCUUAAGAGAAAACUAUACAAGGCUUCACGUCGUAUCAAAUCAAAGCAUGAAAACAAGCUCCCGAAAGGUGUUCGGAUUGAAGAGCCUUCACGCUGGGAUGGGACCCCGAACUACGACAGAAACGAGGCUAAAACGGUCCUUAAAACGAGCACCGUGACUUCCCCUAAUAUUGAGACGGCGGCUGCGCUCGCUGCCGAAUCUCGUGGCGACUCUAACCGUAACUUGAAUGCUGCUUCUCUCCACCGAGCGUCGACUGCUAUCACUCAGGCUGGAGACUCUGCCAACCGCAUUCGCAAAUCACCCAAUACGCCUGGAAUUAACAACACCUCCAGCGGGGGCACAGCGACUAAGAAUAACAUUCGAGGCAUUUCUACGAACCAACGCAGGCUAUCUCAGACCGAAAUGGAUGAAUUGCGCAGCGCUGGCAAGUGCUUCAAUUGUCGAGAAGUAGGACACAACUCGCGCAAUUGCCCUGAUCGACACUCUGCGCGCGCGCCUCGUCUGCGUUCCGCUAAUAUCCGUGCAUCGUCGGUCAACAUAGGCAGACUCGAGCAACUUACUAAAGAGCAGGACACCAUGCUGAAGCUAUCGGCUUGCCGCCUUGAACGACUGGCUCCUGACCCGGCAUGCAAUCCGGAGGGCGUCGGGAGUCUUCUUGGCGAUAACGAGGUGCUGGCGAUAGACGUCCGAUUCCUUGUUUACUUCGUAAGUGAUGAUAUUGUGAUUCUCGAUCGCGAACAGAACUCGACAUUCUGUCUGCCUCUACUCUGGUUCCGACGAAAGCGCUUCCGGCAGUUCUUUCGACGACUACCUUCCUACCUCGAAGGCCUUCUUGCUUUGAAGGAUAAUGAUGAUUUUGUUGUCUCGGAUAUCGACAUGUCGUCUCAGUCGGAUGCUCCCUGGUUCUCGCUGGAACACAUCAACUCGGAACUGUGUUCUCAAGCAAACUCAGAGGAUGAUCUCGUGGCUCGUCAAAUUCUCCUGGAGGGCGACAAUGAAUCGGAAUCUGGUGAAGAGCAGGCCGAUGAAUCCACUUGUAGCUCGAUGCCCUCUCUGGUGACAGUCUCUGAUAGUACUGUCUCGGGAUCAACGGAUUCACUGGUAAGGGCUGUCUGGCAUUUUCUGUUAUGA
This is a messenger RNA of Gloeophyllum trabeum ATCC 11539, 2106 nucleotides long. RefSeq lists its product as uncharacterized. The transcript has 2 exons. Lineage: Eukaryota; Fungi; Basidiomycota; Agaricomycetes; Gloeophyllales; Gloeophyllaceae. The record is from RefSeq and is a predicted model, not a curated record. Gene Ontology annotation, molecular function: zinc ion binding; nucleic acid binding. The coding region runs from base 1 to 2106 and encodes 701 amino acids.